AUGGCGUCGUUUUUCAAGAAACUCAAGGAUGAAGUCAAAGAACUUCUGAAUGAUGACGAUGACAAGGACAAGGACAAGAAAAAGAAAGAUGAUGAGCACACCAAAUCGCAAUCUACCGAUCCCAACUUGAACAAGCCUUCUGAUCCUUACCCUCAACAGCCUCAGUAUGGCCAACCACAAUACUCACAAGGUCAGCCGCAAGACCAUUACUCGUACGGUCAACCACAACAACAGCCUUACGGUCAAUAUGGGGGUGGCCCUCCUCCUCAAGCGGGAUAUGGCCAACCUCCAUCGGGUCCACAACUUCCACCCGGCUGGAUCUCACAGUGGGAUCCGAACAGCCAACGUUACUAUUUUCUCGAGCAAGCCACUGGUCGCACUCAAUGGGAACCUCCUGCGCCCGCAUGGGGUCCUGGAAGCCCACCCCCGGGUCCACCUGGAGGAGCACCGGGCUUUUACCAGAAUUAUGGCCAAGCCAUGCCAGCCGUUCCACCUGUCGCCGGUCACGAUGAUCAUGCGAGAGCCUUCUAUGGUGUCGAUCCUCCUAAGGACAAGGAUAAGAAGGAUAAGAAGGACAAGAAGGACAAGGAUUCAGGAACAGGCAAGCUAGUAGCUGCUGGUGUUGGUGGCGCUGCACUUGGAGGUCUUGCAGCUUUGGCUUUGUCAGAUGACAGUGACGAUGACCACAAGGCUGCCGCCCCCUACGCUCCACCGCCAUCAGGAGGCGGCUACGGAGGUUAUGGAGGUUAUGGCGCGCCCCCUCCAGCUGCUGCCCCACCGACAGAGCCCCCACUCGAAUACAAUCCAGAAUUGUCGUCAAGUCAGCGUUCGUCGUUGCAAGAAGCACGCGAAGACCUCGAGGAGGCCAGAGCAAAUGCUGCAGAUUCCGACGCCUCGAGUAGUGACCUUGAAGAGCUCCGCGAGGCUGAAGAAGAAUAUGCCAGUGAAGUUGAAAGCGCGCAUUCUGAGCUUGAGGAUUGA
Molecule: messenger RNA, 981 nt
Organism: Exophiala bonariae
Lineage: Eukaryota; Fungi; Ascomycota; Eurotiomycetes; Chaetothyriales; Herpotrichiellaceae
Exons: 3
Coding region: 1-981 (326 amino acids)
Molecular function (GO): protein binding
Source: RefSeq, a predicted model, not a curated record